Messenger RNA from Sphaerodactylus townsendi, 536 nucleotides. Its product is annotated as membrane-spanning 4-domains subfamily A member 8-like. The transcript has 6 exons. Gene Ontology annotation, cellular component: plasma membrane. NCBI's taxonomy places the organism in Eukaryota, Metazoa, Chordata, Lepidosauria, Squamata, Sphaerodactylidae. The coding region runs from base 1 to 528 and encodes 175 amino acids. Gene Ontology annotation, biological process: cell surface receptor signaling pathway. The record is from RefSeq and is a predicted model, not a curated record.
AUGUUAGGGGCCAUCCAGAUCAUAAUUGGGCUGAUGCACAUUGGAUUUGGGGGAGUCUCAGCUGUUCUUGUUGGUUUAUACUACAUUCCUUUGGCCAUCGUUGGACUUUAUCCAUUCUGGGGUGGAAUAUUUUUUAUUGCUUCUGGAUCCCUUUCUGUGUCAGCUGAGAAUCCCAUGGGUGCCUCCUUGGUAAAGUGCAGUGUGGGAAUGAACAUCACAAGUGCUGUCAUGGCAUUAAUUGGCAUGAUUCUAUAUAUAGCUGAAUUGGCUAUAAAUUCACUGUAUUCUUUCCAUCUUUAUUUAUCAGGGGCCGUAGGUUUUGGUCUUGGUGUCAUGCUCUUCUUGUUCAGCUUGUUGGAGUUUUGUAUUACUGUUUGGACUGCACAUUUUGGGUGCCAGGCAACCUGCUACAAAAAUGAAAUGGCCAUGAUUGUUGUGCCCUGCACCAUUAGUGAAAAUGGCGUGGUCCCUGCUGAAGCAAGUCCUGAUCCUCCAGUCUACAAUAAUGAAGCCUUUUCUCCAAAAUGACAGUCUUC